Messenger RNA from Ceraceosorus guamensis, 1450 nucleotides. RefSeq names its product WD40 repeat-like protein. Bases 218 to 1309 code for a protein of 363 amino acids. Gene Ontology annotation, cellular component: Set1C/COMPASS complex. Gene Ontology annotation, molecular function: protein binding; chromatin binding. The transcript has 6 exons. NCBI's taxonomy places the organism in Eukaryota, Fungi, Basidiomycota, Exobasidiomycetes, Ceraceosorales, Ceraceosoraceae. The record is from RefSeq and is a predicted model, not a curated record.
CUCCUCACUCGCACAGUCAAGCAAGACUCGCUUGGGAGCUUUGUACAAACGCGAGAUGCCAGCAAGCGUGCUGAUGCCUCUGCUCCAUUCUUGAACGUCUCGACCCGCGUGCGCUUUCUGGCAUUGCGCCGGUGAGCAGCGCGCUCAGGGGGCUCAAAGUGCGCAGCUUCAACUCGGCUUUCCACCCUGACUUCACAAGCACAGGGCGUCCCUCACGAUGAACGGCACCUCGACUCACCACAUCGGCGCUGUCGCAGCGUAUGCUGCAUCAGCUUCGUCCCGUGCUGCUGGCGUCCACGGCGUCUCCGCUUCCGGGUCAAAGAAGUCUGCAAGCGAGGGCACUGACAAACACCCUCCGGCAGGAUACGUCACCAUAAGCAAGAAUCUACUCGCUUCUCUGCGUCCGACAAAGGUCUUCAGACCAGCGCAACCUGCCGCAUCGUCCAAGCAUGACGCUACAACAGAGCAAGUGGGUAGCUUAAAGCAGACCGACCAGUCGAAGCUGCCGCACAUUACCAGCAUGUGCUUCGAUGAUCGAGGAGAGCAUCUGGUCACAGCGGCGGAGAACGAGACAUUUCAGGUGUACGAUUGUCGGAAGGGCAAGAGCACUCGGACACUCUACUCCAAAAAGUACGGAGUACAUCUGGCGCGUUUCACACACACCAACUCUGCCAUCAUCCAUGCUAGUACUAAGGAAGAUGACACCAUUAGGCAGCAUUCGCUUGAAAAGAACACAUAUCUUCAAUAUCACAGAGGUCACAAGGCCAAGGUCACCACACUCCAGAUGUCGCCGUUGGACGAAACCUUCCUCAGCGGCGCUGUGGAUGAGUCUGUGCGGCUUUGGGAUCUCAGAUCUUCUCACACUCAGGGUCUGAUGCGAGUGAAAGGUCACCCGAUUGUAGCGUACGACUCCACAGGUCUGGUUUUCGCCCUUACCAUCAGCGAAAGGGCGCUCGUUCUGCUCUACGACGUGCGCUCAUUCCACCUAACGCCUUUUCUGAGCAUUGCGCUUCCAGAAAGGACUGUGCCCACUGCAUUGGCCUUCAGUCCGAGCGGGACUUCGGGCUCUGACGGCUCGUUGCUGCUCGUUGGAACAGCCAACGAUACACUCUACAUCCUAGACACUCGUGCAGGGGUCUUGCGAUUUCGUCUGUUAGGUCAUCAAGGCUUGCAAGAUGCUGCAGGAGGCUUGGGCGCGACCGAAGCGGUCCAAGAAGCGGGGAUAUCGGGUCAAGAGUUCAGUUGGUCCGCGGAUGGCGCUUUCAUUGUUGCAGGUGAGGGUCACCCUUUCCGCGCUCCGGUGGUGUGACGCUUGUGAUCCUCACAAUCACCUUUUGCUGCGCUGACAGGCACCUCGAGCGGAGAUGUGCUUUACUGGGCCAUCCCAGCUUCCACUCAGGCAUCCCUCGCUGAACCCAUCGACAUCCAUCCUUUCAAAAGCUCACACCGU